GCCGUCCCGUUCGCGAAGACUCCGCACCUUGCAUCCCUGGCAACGCCCAAACAGACUGGUAUCUCCUACCAAAUCUCCCGGGAUUUCCAUUUCCUAUCUGGAUCUUGUCCUCUCCCGUUGCUGAUCAAGUAGGAGACUUCUUGCGUCUGUAGUCUUGGUAGAUGGUGAAACCCUGAUCUCGCGAGGAUGCAGUUGAGGGUUUCCUCGUACGAGGACGUGAAGGAGUCGGCUCAGGCGAGGGCCGCCCAGCCCCGCGCCUCCCGGCGGCUCCUGCUUAAGGUCCUGCUGCCUCUCCUCGCCCUAGGCGUCGGAUUCUCGGUCUUCGGCAUGUACCUGACGCGGCUGCAGGUCGCCGCCCCUGUUGUCGCUGCCUUCCGGCCCUGCGUCGAGAAGCCGGCCGGCCUGGAGCGAUGGAUCCAGCCGCCGUCCGAUUUGAUGCACUCGAUGAGCGACGAAGAGCUCUUCUGGCGGGCGUCCUGGGUGCCGCUGGUGAAGAAGUACCCGUUCAAGUGGGUUCCCAAAGUCGCGUUCAUGUUCUUGACCAGGGGGCCUCUCCCGCUCUCCCCUCUCUGGGAGAGGUUCUUCAGAGGGAACGAAGGCCGUUACUCGAUCUACGUCCAUACGCAUCCGUCUUACAAGAUUAACUUCACUUCGGACUCCGUUUUCUUCAAGAGGCAGAUCCCUAGUAAGGUGUCUGAGUGGGGGCAGAUGAGUAUGUGUGAUGCUGAAAGACGGCUCCUUGCAAAUGCAUUACUUGAUCUGUCGAAUGAACGGUUUGUGCUGUUGUCUGAGUCGUGCAUUCCAUUAUCAAAUUUCAACAUCACCUACCAAUACUUGAUAAGAUCAAGGUAUAGCUUUGUCGGGCUGAUUGAUGAUCCAGGUCCAUAUGGAAGGGGAAGAUAUAACCCGAACAUGGCACCAGAAGUGAACAUCGACCAAUGGCGUAAGGCAUCUCAGUGGUUUGAGGUGAAUAGGAAACUGGCUCUUAGCAUAGUCAAAGAUGCUACUUACUAUCCAAAAUUCAAAAGGUUCUGCAAGCCACAUUGUUAUGUGGAUGAACAUUACUUCCCUACGAUGCUCUUCAUAGAAUCAGCCAAUCUUUUGGCCAACAGAAGCAUUACAUGGGUAGACUGGUCAAGAGGUGGUGCUCACCCAGCAACCUUCGGCGGGGUCGAUGUAACAGAAGCAUUUCUCAAGAAAAUCCUUGGGGGCCAAAAUUGUUCAUACAAUAACCAACCUUCAUCUCUCUGUCACCUUUUCGCAAGGAAGUUUGCUCCAAGCACACUGGAGCCUCUCUUACAAUUGGCACCCACUUUGCUUGGCUUUGGUUCGUAGCAGAGAAUAUGAAGGUAACAACACAUUGAAGUUCUACUAAUGGUUGCUUUCUCGGAUUUCAGGGGAUCUACUAAAAACUAAUCUGUUUUAGUAGUCAAAUUAUGUAAACCUAUUCUCAACAUAGCCUCACAAAUUCUCUGUAUAGCAAAUUUACAAUUAUUCAUUACUCUAUACAAGUGACCGGUCUUCGUUCGCAU
Messenger RNA from Musa acuminata subsp. malaccensis (wild Malaysian banana), 1532 nucleotides. RefSeq names its product glycosyltransferase BC10. Gene Ontology annotation, cellular component: membrane. The record is from RefSeq and is a predicted model, not a curated record. Lineage: Eukaryota; Viridiplantae; Streptophyta; Magnoliopsida; Zingiberales; Musaceae. Gene Ontology annotation, molecular function: glycosyltransferase activity.